AUGUGUUCUUUUGCGAGAUAUGCUUGGAAGAAUUGUUCCCUGAAUAUCUUGUCUGAAAAUGAUGAAUCUACUCCGUUUGGACAAUGGAUUCAGAAUUAUAUCCUGCUUUAUCAUAGUGAGGAUGGAAAGAACAGUGAACGAAUAGGAAUGUUCAUAGGCGUUCUUCGGAGUCUUUGGCUGACUAGAAAUGGGAGGGUCUUCAGUAAUCAGGGAGGUUAUCUUGCAGACCUGUUUAGGAACUAUAAUACAGCGAUGCAUAACUUCACGGUUUGGAAAAUGAGGGAGGAAGGGGAGGAUGUCAGGGCAAAGGAUAAAAAUAACAACGGUGCGCCUCUGGGUUUUCAACGAAUAAACAUUGGGUCCGAAAAGGAAGACAUAACAUACACAACAGAUGCUAGAUUGGAAGUGACUAUAAUGGUUGAUGGCUCUUGGCAAAAGCGGACUAGAAUGGCAGGAACGGGAUGGGCUUUCUCGGAAGACCAGAUAACUUUUAUGGAGGGGGAGGAAGCUAUGGAAAAGCAUACUUUUAUGUGUGCAUGCUUUAAAGUGGGCGGAGGCAAAAGGGUACCAAAGGAUUCUUUUAUUCACUGA
Messenger RNA from Chenopodium quinoa (quinoa), 591 nucleotides. RefSeq lists its product as uncharacterized. The record is from RefSeq and is a predicted model, not a curated record. Lineage: Eukaryota; Viridiplantae; Streptophyta; Magnoliopsida; Caryophyllales; Amaranthaceae. The coding region runs from base 1 to 591 and encodes 196 amino acids. The transcript has a single exon.